UAUGUGUGUGCGCACUCCAAUUAAGUUUGGCCAAUCCAUUUUAUAUUUUUUUUGGUGAUGAGAUAUUUCUCAAAAAUGAAACAAAAGUGUUGUAAAAGAAUAGGUGUUAGACAAUACAAGAAAUCAUCAAUACCUAGACUUAGAUGGACACCACAACUUCAUGAACUUUUCAUUGAAGCUGUUCAACUUCUUGGAGGAGGACAUAAAGCAACUCCAAAGAGAAUUCAACAAAUGAUGGCAGUAAAGGGAUUGAAGAUUUCUCAUGUUAAAAGCCAUCUCCAGAUGUAUAGAAACUUGAAGGAGAGAGGCAACCUCAAUAUGGUUAGGUCUGUGAACAACUUCCAUGAAGAGACACCACAAUUCUCAUGGUCUUCACCACAGCAUGUGUGUGAAGCAUUAUUAGAACAUGGUCCUUCAAAAAGCAGCAAACAAAUAGACCCUGGAAGUGAUAAAUUGCCCAAUUAUAAAGCAAUAAUCAAUGCAUAUAUUGCUGAAAAUAAUAUUUAUUGCUAUGACUACCAGGAAGCACAAGGAAGUUUAAGUAGUGGAAUGACAAAAGAAGAAGAAGAUGAUGAUGGUGGUGGUGGUGGUGGUCCGAGUAGUGAAAUUUAUGAGUUUUCACAUGAAAGGGAGAUCAAUUUUUGGCCAUUGAAUGAUUAUAAUCAUCAAAAUUCUCAAUAUGAUUCCUCCAAAAAGCAAGUCUUGAAUUCUACGAAGGACAAUUCUCACAUCAAUCUAGAUUUAUCUAUUUCUUCAUAUUUUUAGUAUUAAAAUAAAAUUACGAUCGUCUGAUUGGUGAGAUAAAGAUAAUAAUAAAUGUUAUUUAGUCAUAAGAAUAUCUUAUCGAUUUUAUCUCACCAAUCAAACGAUUGGUAAGUAAUAUAGAAUAGACCUCUAGCUAGCUAAUCUUGUAUUUUAUAUAUAUAUAUAUAUAUAUAUACAUUAAUGUAAGAUAUGAAUAACGUUGUCAUUUGUA
This is a messenger RNA of Solanum lycopersicum (tomato), 976 nucleotides long. RefSeq lists its product as uncharacterized. The record is from RefSeq and is a predicted model, not a curated record. NCBI's taxonomy places the organism in Eukaryota, Viridiplantae, Streptophyta, Magnoliopsida, Solanales, Solanaceae. Gene Ontology annotation, molecular function: DNA binding; DNA-binding transcription factor activity.